Molecule: messenger RNA, 2190 nt
Organism: Myxocyprinus asiaticus (Chinese sucker)
Lineage: Eukaryota; Metazoa; Chordata; Actinopteri; Cypriniformes; Catostomidae
Exons: 11
Coding region: 178-1752 (524 amino acids)
Source: RefSeq, a predicted model, not a curated record
UAUUUUGAGUGUACAGAGUAAAAUGUGUCAGUAGAGUGGGAGCGAAAUUAAAGAGUAACUGUGACUCCUCCCCAAAAUUAUCCUCCCAAAGUUUAGUUUAUCCGCCAUUACUGUUCGUCACGGCCAUCGCGAUCGCUGCCGUUUGUGGGUUUAGAAGAGAAGUUGCGCUUCUACUGGAUGUUAAAGAUGCAAACCAACAAUGUUGUCAGAGUGAAGUUCAAAGAUAGCAAGAAAUAUAUUUUUUCUCCAACACCUUUUACAUUUCAGAUGUUUUUGGAAUGUGUGGUUUGUCUUCCUUCAGUUGCCAAGAAAUUUGAUCUUCCUACAAUGGACGUUAAAGUCUUUGAUGACUCGAAGACAGAAGUUGAUGAGGAAGCAUUUGAAUAUCUGCUGACACGACCAGACCUUGGUGUCCUAGAAAUUUUCAUCCCAGGCACAGCAAGUUUUGAUGAUUCUUUAAGCUCAAGCUCAUUAGGAGAUGCUGGGGGCACAUCAGAGUCUGAUGACACAGCAAUGUUGAUUAGAAGUCCUCCUGAAAAAAAUCGAGCUGAGGAACGUCGUCUUGCCCAAAUGGUCGAAGAUAUCCUAAAGAGCAGCCCUGGAGGCGAGAAGGUCAUAAAUGAAUACGCUCGCACUAAAAGUCUGUCAGAUGGCAGAAGACGUGACGUGGUGGAAAUCUUGGUAGCACAUUUGACAAAUGAACAUGGAACAAGCCCUUCCCGACGUUUGAAGGAAGAAUAUGCGAAGGGAAUCAUCUCCCUAUUCCCAUACUUGGCUGACCCCAGGAGCAAACUUGGUUAUGAGCAUUAUUACAAUGCAGAAGAUGGAAGUGGAUAUUUGGCAUGGAGAAUUAAAACGCUGCAGAAAGAAGGAUCAGAGGGACGGAUGAAACGCCCACGGCAACCACAGACAGGUGGGCCAACUGCUGACAGGGAUCCCUACAAAGAAGACAGCUGGUUGAAUGAUGAACGUCAGUGUCAGGAAGCAAUUGCCCUGAUGAAGCAUACAGGUGAUGAGGCAGUGGUAAAGGAAAAGAUGAGGUUAACACUGGCCUAUCGCCAGAAGAUGCUGCACGACCCUAAAGAGGCACCUGAUAUUCUAUCCAUUUUCCUGCGAUUCAUGGAUAUACCAGGCUUGAUUGAUCAAGAUUUUGGACUUCUAUUUGGUGAUGCGACCUCUGCAAAGUUGUUGGAGAAGUGGUCUACCAACAUAAAACCACAGGUUAUUGCACAGAGCCGUGGCCUCACACAGACUAGUGAGCUCCAAGACCUCAUCCAAAAUGCUGAAGCCACUGAAGUUGAAGAAGGUUGGGACAGCGAUAUGUCUUCCAUUCUGAUGCUGGUUCACCUUUUGCCACCCUCAAGUCAAGGCCGCAAAAGACCGGGAAAAAUCUCAGCUAGACAAGCAUGUGAUUGUCUUGUGAAAUUCAUCAAGACCGGAACCAGUAUCCAAGGGCACUUGGAUAGCAUUGGAGAGAGUCUCCAGCCAUAUCUACUUGUUGUUGGGCCGAAGAGAAGUAGGGUCCAGUCUUGUUUUAUUGUAAUUGACCAACAUGCUCUACCCUGUAAGGCCUCUAAUUCACUGGCCUGUGUUGAUGAGCUUUUCAAAGCUCACUUUGUCUUUGGCACCUCAUACUGUCAGGAAUUGACCAAUGUGUAUAGCUUUCUGCAAACCACUGUCUAUGACAUAGAUGUUGAAACCACCAAGGUGAAUCCCAGAGUGGCUGAGUUGAGAGCUAGAAUGCUCCAGUGAGCAGAUGAAUUGUUUCAUUUGUAAAAGGGGGCAUGCUAGUGCCAAUGCCCUUAUAAGGCACUUUAAGUUAGUUCAUGGCCUUUGUCCAGGAAAAAGUCUGAAGUUAAAAUGUGCUCUAAGAGGUUGUUCACAUGUUUACCAUAGUUUUUCUGGAUUACGAAAGCAUCUCAGCAAGUGUUGUGCAAUUGACAGUUCACGCACCGAUUAUGGUGAAAGCUCAUCCACCACCAACUCCAUUUCAUUAGGGGAUGUAGGUGUUUUACCAAACCAAAAUUCACCUUGUGAGUCUGUACUCUUAAAAACAAAUAUAGUAAACAGUUGUGCAACAGUGGUAGCUGAACUUAAAGUUGCUGGUGUCGCAGAGACAACUAUUAACUAUGUUGUUAGUGCUCUAGAAGAAGUGAUUGGAGACAUUCAUAGUCAAACUCAAGAAUCUGU